CAAGUUUAUACAUUUCCCACUUAUAUAAAUAAACACCCCAACUCGUAUUCUUUUCAAACAAUCACACCAACUCUCCUCAAAAUCAAAAUUCUCCCCUAUCAGAAAACUUCAAUUCCCAACAACAUGACAAUGGAAAAUCAGAUCUACUGCCCAAAAACAGCCUCAUCAAACCUAUCCAUGCACAGAAACUCGCAAACGAUUUCAAAAACGAAGCCCAAAAUCCGAAUAAUCCACAUAUUUGCACCAGAGAUAAUCAAGACUGAUGCUGCAAACUUCAGGGAGCUGGUGCAGAGGCUCACCGGCAAGCCUGAUCCCAACCUCGACGACGGCAAUGAGAGGCUAGUGUUGAGAAAGAAAGAGGCAAGAAUUUUGUCUUCAAGCAAGAAGAUGGGUUUUAGAGAGAGACUGAUGAAGGAAGAGGGAGAAGAGAUUUGGAUGAGUGCAAAUUCAGGAGGUGGAUUUUUGGGUGGUUUUGGGGAAAUUGAUCAUGGAUUCCUGCAUGAGCUUAAUCACUUUCAGUUUUUGGAAGCUACAACAGCUCAGAUGCAGGAUGUUUAUGGAGAUCAUCAGUGUCAACUUGCUUGAUUAGGAUGAGGAUUAAUAAUUAGUUUCUUCAUGAUGGUGAGGAUUAGGGUUUUCGAUUAUGAUUAGUUAGCUUGAGUAAUUACUCCAUAUAUGAUUGGAUGGUGAUCAAUGAUUUCAUUUGUUUGCACUCGGAUAUAUCAUCUGGGUUUCUAAAUUGGGACUGUAUAUAUACUUAUUUAAUUUGGUGGUGUGCCUUUUUCUGCA
Molecule: messenger RNA, 789 nt
Organism: Salvia miltiorrhiza (redroot sage)
Lineage: Eukaryota; Viridiplantae; Streptophyta; Magnoliopsida; Lamiales; Lamiaceae
Product: VQ motif-containing protein 25-like
Exons: 1
Coding region: 124-585 (153 amino acids)
Cellular component (GO): nucleus
Source: RefSeq, a predicted model, not a curated record